CCUUGGGGGCCGGUGGCGGUCUUAUCAGAGGAACUCAACGAGAAACCGGCAAUCUCGAUGUAUCUCUUCUUCGAGCCAUUCGUGGCGGCGCAGAUUCUUCUUCUGCAGUUCCCCACUGGAAUUCCUCCUGCUAUUUUUCUGUCCCAUUCCGCGUGAUGCGCCUCCUCUCCUGAAGAUGCGAUCUUGUCGGAGAAAGGCGAGCUUUCCAUCGGCGCCGUCCGUUUAGCGGUGACGAUGAAGCGGUCCCUGCGCUUGCCCUUCAUCUUUCUGAUCAUUGUCGCCGUGCUCUCCGUCUUCAGUUUCCGGGCGGCGCUCGAGGACAGUCGCCGCCGCGAGCGGCCGCCCGAGGCCCCGCCGGCGGUCAACGCCUCGCUCGUGCUUCUGGCGGCGGAGGAGGACGGGGAGCUGGAAAAGGACGUGAACGAUCUUCUCCACGGGAUCUUCCCCUCCUCAGCCCGCCGCCGCCGCGACACCGAGGAACGCCUGCGGAGCUACUCGGAAUGGCGGCGGGAGAGCCGCAUCGAGGUUCGGCGGCGGACCUCGGCGCGGUUCGCCAAACGGCUUCGCGCGCCCAAGGACCACAUGGCGCUCCCCGACUUCCGCCGCGCGCUCCGCGAUUGGUUCCGGCGCCGCCGGUUCGAUCCGGGGGUCAUGUCCGACCUCCUCGAUCUCGUCAAGAGCCCCAUCGACCGCCACCGCGGCCUCUCGGACGGGAGCGGAAAUGGGGGUCGGCGUUACGGCUCCUGCGCCGUGGUCGGAAACAGCGGGAUUCUCCUCGAAAGCAACCACGGCGAGUUGAUCGACGGCCACGAGUUCGUGAUCCGCCUCAACAACGCCCGCGUCGUCGGUUACGGCCCGCGCGUCGGCACAAAGACCGACCUCUCCUUCGUCAACAGCAACAUCCUCCACCUCUGCGCUCGGAGGUCGGGCUGCUACUGCCACCCUUACGGCGAGAGCGUCCCAAUCGCGAUGUACAUCUGCCAGGCCGUCCACUUCCUCGACUACGCCGUCUGCAACUCCUCCCGCAAGGCGCCGCUCCUCAUCACCGACUUGCGAUUCGACAUGCUCUGUUCUCGCAUCGUCAAGUACUACUCCUUGAAGAGGUUCACGGAGACCACAGGGACGCCGGCGCCGGAGUGGGCGAAGGCCCACAACGAGAAGAUGUUCCACUACUCAUCGGGCAUGCAGGCGGUGAUGCUCGCACUGGGGAUCUGCGAUCGGGUCAGCGUUUUCGGGUUCGGGAAGUCGCCGGCGGCGAAGCACCACUACCAUACCAACCAGAAGGCGGAGCUGGACCUGCACGAUUACGCGGCGGAGUAUGCCCUGUACCGUGAUCUGGUCGAGCAGCCGCAGGCAAUCCCAUUCCUCACAGACUCAGGAUUUAAGCUUCCUCCUGUGGUAUUCUACCAAUGAACUACAUUGAGAUGCUGAAGUUGGGUCUCUCAGUCAUCACACUUUCAGGUAAAUACUUGCUAAAGAACAUGAAGAAGAUAGUUUUAGCACAAUUAUUUGUCCAUGUGGUUACAGGAAAACAAUUGAAAUGCAGUGUAAAAUUUUGGAAUUUGCUUGACUCA
Molecule: messenger RNA, 1574 nt
Organism: Zingiber officinale
Lineage: Eukaryota; Viridiplantae; Streptophyta; Magnoliopsida; Zingiberales; Zingiberaceae
Product: sialyltransferase-like protein 1
Exons: 1
Coding region: 235-1413 (392 amino acids)
Molecular function (GO): sialyltransferase activity
Source: RefSeq, a predicted model, not a curated record